Messenger RNA from Symbiodinium necroappetens, 6808 nucleotides. NCBI's taxonomy places the organism in Eukaryota, Dinophyceae, Suessiales, Symbiodiniaceae. The record is from the annotation of a GenBank genome assembly.
GAGCGCCAGGCAGAUUGGUUGUGCAACCUUUUACUUCCUCUUUCAGUGCGAGCAGUUAUUGCCGAGAGGGAUGCCUCCCAAGGGCUGGGCGGGGCCUCAGCCUGUGGGUUCGUCUGGCGGCCCGGUGCAGGGUUCUGCGUUUGGAGGUUGGAAAGGCCGUGACCCUCCUCCUCCGUACGAUGGGAAGCAGCCAGACAAGACGCUCGAUCGUUGGAUGAAAGAGUUGCGGCUAUGGGAGUUCGAGACUGAGAUUCCGAAGGAAAAGUGGGGGGUCAAGAUCCUCCGACAGCUCUCAGGAACUGCCCGAGCUGCAGCAGACAGCUUAUCCUUUGAAGAUCUGGCGUGUCAGUCGGGACGUGACAACCUGAUUAAGGCCCUGAAAGAGCAUUUCGCUCCUCACCUGGAGUCCUCCUUACCACGAGCUUUUGAGGAGGCGGUUUAUGGCGAUGUCAGGAGCUCGCGGGAAACUUUCGGCGAGUUCGUGAUCCGGAUGGAGCACGCCUUCAAGGAGUUCGAGAGACAAGGGGUGAAGCUUGGAGAUGUGGUUCUGGGCUAUGUGUUGUUCAGAGGAGCUAACUUGUCCGAGGCCCAGGAGAAUCAGAUGUUGACUUGGGGUGAGGGGAAGUACGACCGCUCCACGGUCGUGAAAGGCCUGCGCAGGUUGGACAAGAACAUCCACGAAGGCAAGAAGAAAAGUGCAGCUUACCUAAUGGACGAAUUGGGUGAGCAAGAUGGUGACGAGCCCGAGGAAGAGAUCCAGGAGACCUAUUUGGAGGCCCAAGAGGACAGUGACGACGAGGAUUACGUGUACAUCGGCGAGGGCGAGAUGCAAGAGAUAUUUGACGAGGAGCACGUUCAGGAAGCCCUCGCCACCUACCAGGAUGUCCGUAAGUCCUUGAGGGAUCAGAAGAACAGCCGCGGAUAUUACCCCCAACCUUCAGGACGAGGAGCCUCUCCACCAGGCCGAAAGGGGAAAGGACGCGGAAAAGAUUCGAGACCUACUCUGGCCUUCAAGGGCAAGAACCGGGACUACGUCAAGUUUACCAAGAAUGGCACCAAGAUCCACGUGGACAUGUUGAAGCUGAGAACGAGAUGUGUUCGUUGCGGUGCCAUUGGACACUGGGCGAAAGAAUGCAGAAAUCCCCCAGACGAGCGUGGCAAAGCUGCGGCUGCGAUGCGAAGCGCAUCUUCGGCUCCUUCAUCCCAAAGUGGGAGGUCAGGUUUCUUUGUCAAGAGCGAGGGCGAAGCCAGCCCCCAGACCUUCAUGACCAGACGGUGCGAGUCGGAGGAAAGCUCAGAGCGCAGCUUCAGCUUGAACUUCAUGUCCUACAUGCCCACGUUUGGAAAGUUUCUUCAGAAUGUAAUGUGCCGCCGAGAGCUAGAUGAUGCCGGGGAGAUUGCUGAUGUGAACGACGUACCUCCCCCGAGCUUUGCCGGUGUCACAACAUGUCCGUCGCAGGGAGUGGUCGACACGGCGGCCCAGGACGGGCUCAUCGGCAAGGCGGCGCUGCUCAGGCUCAUAGGAAGCUUGAGGGAGCAUGGUUUGAAGGUGAACUGGAAUAAGACCAAGAAAGCUCAAGCAUGUGGAGUCGGAGGGAAAGCGCAGGUUAUCGGGAUUGCCGAGGUGCCGUUGGGAAUUGCGGGUGUCAGUGGCUUGAUGGAGUUGACUGUUAUUGCAGACGAUGUGCCGCUCUUGCUGCCAAUCAAGUUGCUUAAGCAGUUAAAGGCUGUGGUGGACUUGGACCAGAACGUUUUGGAGCUCAAGGCGUACGAUGUCAAGGCGCCGCUUGUUAGUCUUCCUUCAGGGCAUGUUUCAGUUGGAGUGACUGAGUUUGCACCAGGAGGCUGGAAUAGUGAAGCCGUAGAAGCAAAUCUGCAGUCCCAGAAGUUUACACUUGCAAACAGCGGCUUCAUGAACCACAGCAUGAUUGCUCUCGAGCAAGCGGGCGGUUCGUCGGUGGCGGCUGAUUGGAGCGAAGCUGGCAGAGCUUAUGCUAUGGACACCCAGCUGGAGUAUGCCGAGGUGAUCAAGUUUGCGGACUUCCUUGGUGCCAGGCAGAGCAAGGAAAGGCCUUCAGCGCUGAUAUCCGAAUGCAAGCAUCCAAUGACGGAGUUGAAGGGUGCUGGGAAUCAGUAUCGGCGAGAGAUCUACUGCAACCUCUGCAAAGGCCGCUGGGGACAUCUGACCCCGGAGGAGUUGAGGAACCGCAAAGAAGCAGUGAGAAGUCCUGCGAACCCUCUGUCGAUCAGUCCCUCCAUGAGUGCCGGUCCGAUGGAAGAUGUGAUCAAGUGCUUGUGCGGCAAGCCAGCCCACCGCUGGGAGGUGAAGAAGAAGGGACCGACGCAGGGAAGACACUUUUUCCGGUGCCAAAGCCGCGUGUGCGAUUUCUUCCAGUGGGACCCGACCGAGCAGCAACAAGCCAAGGAACGGAUGGAGAUCGAGGAGGAGAACGCGGAGAAGUUCCAGGAGGAGAUCCUCAAGAUACAGAGUCAGGCAGAGGAUCACAUCAAUCACCAAGCUCAGGAGAUGCAGCGCAUGAUGAAGAUCCAGACCGAGCAGAUGGAGCAGGAUUACCAGAACCGCAUGGAGGCUCAGUCCAGCCAGCAUCAGCAGGAGCUGGCCGAGAUGAAGGCUCAGAUGGCCUGGAUGCAAGGCUUCCUUGCCCAGAUUCAGGCGAGCCAGGCUGCUCAGUCGGACGGAUUCAGCUUGGUGUCCGCGGUUGCAGAUGAGGGCAUUUUGCCCAGAGCAGGGCUCCACACCAUGGAGUAUGUCAUUGCCUCGUUCGUUCUUUCUUUGGGACGAUCUCAACCAAAAGUGAUGUUGGUCUGUUAUGGCGACAAGGAGACCAUGGCUUAUUGGAGCCAGGAGCAGGGCAAGGGCAAGGCGCUUACGCAUGGACAGCUCAAGAGGAUGCACCGCUCUCUCGACGCAAUGACUCAACCAACUUUGAAGUCUACGGAAAACAUGGUGUGGAAGCUGGUGUCACCGGAAUUUGAUGCAAGUGUGUUCGAGUCUGACGAGGCGAUGGCCAUUUUGGAUCCGCUUCGUUCUGAGAGUCUUUGGAGUUCUCUCAAAGAGAGCUCGCCGAGUCGUGUGGCACUGUUUCCAAGUCAAGGACGAGAGUCUUGUGAGAUGGCGAGCGAUAUCGCCGAGUGGCAAGCAGCGCGUGGCAAGUCCUUUGUGAUGCUUUGCGAGUUGGGUGCCCAGCCACUCGAUGUUGCAGGUGAUGCCUUUGGAUGGGUCCAAACCUUCAACGAUGGCGUGUGCUACAUUAGCAACGAUGAGACGAUGCUUUACGAGGUCUUUGGGGUGAGCGUGGAUCACGAGGCAUGCCAGAAUGAAGUCGAUUGCUCCCCUCAGAAUCAGGAGGCACACCAGAGUGAAGUCGAUUGCUCCUAUCAGAAUCAGGAGGCACACCAGAGUGAAGUCGAUUGCUUCCAUCAGAAUCAGGAGGCACACCAGAGUGAAGUCGAUUGCUUCCGUCAGAAUCAGGAGGCACACCAGAGUGAAGUCGAUUGCUCAGGCCAGUUUGACCAUGAGCCUACUUGGACCACCUUUGCGGUCGGGCUCAACGCAGGUUCUCUACCUCAUCGAGAUCUUCAUAAUCGAACGGGUCCUCGGAACUACGUUCUUGGGCUUGGCAAGUACAAGAAGGGUGAAGUAUGGGUUCAAGAUGUCCACAAAUUGCCGGGUUCAUCAAGAAAGAAGCUUCCUGAUGGUCAAACGAUUGCUGUGAAGCAUGUCGACAUCAAGUACAAGCUCAGAGAGAUUGACCCGAAGUUGUGGCCUGGGUCGCAGCCCUGGACAGGCUGUCGCUAUGUGCUCAGUGCUUAUCCCUCUCGAGGUUUUGAUGUGAUUGAGCCCAUGCAUUUGAAGACGCUCAAGCAGCUCGGUUUUCAGUUGCCCAGGAAUCAUGUGUACCAGAUGUUUGAUGGAUCAACUCGUCAGAGUGAGGGCUAUGACCUUGAGGUGUUCGUUGAGGAGGACGAGAACAAUGAAGCUGACGAGAGGUUGGGAGUGAGCCAGCCGCAUGUACAUGAAGAGAUGCGCCCCACCAACGAGGAGAUCAGGCUGCUCAAGAAGCUUCAUCAGAAUUUGGGUCAUCCCGGGCCCAAGGAACUUGCCAGAUCGCUAAGGUUGGCGAGGGCAAAGCCACAUCUGGUUCGCUACAUGGCGAAGGAAUUUCGUUGUGAAGUUUGUGAGGCAAGACCGAAGCCGAAAUCAGCCAGACCGGCAGUGUUACCGAGAUCGUACGAGCCGAGGAAGGUAGCGGGAGUCGACGUGAUUUACCUUCGAGCUCUGGAUCCUCGAGACAGCUUCGCCUGCCUCAACAUUUGCGAUUGGGGAACGGGAUAUCAGAUGGUGGAACGGCUUCGAAGUGUCGAUGCUGAUCACACCUGGCGCACCUUCCUUCGUGUAUGGGGACGUACAUUUGGCAUCCCCGAAAUCCUGAUCCCUGACUUGGGCACCGAAUUCCGCGGAGACUUUGCCGACCAGGCAGCCCAAGCAGGAGCGCUUGUGCGCCAUACAGGCGCACGGUCACCCUGGCAAGCAGGAAAAACAGAGCGAGCCGGAUCGCAUUUCAAAACGAUCCUAGAAAAAGCUCGCGACAUGGCUCAGAUCAGCUCCUGGGAGGAACUGAAGUCCCUCAUGCUGGAAGUUGAGUCUGCAAAGAAUCGCUACAACAACAGAAGUAAGAAGCCAAUGUGGGUUGGACCUGGAAUUGUCCUUGCAGUUGAAGGAACAGCUGGUGAGCUCGAGGCUCUCAAGGAGGAGCUUGGGCGAUCGAGCACCAAAAGAUCGUACAAAGACAUGACUGAGGACCAAGCUGGUCAAUGGAGCCUCCAGCUCAGCGACCUCGAGUACGUGAUCCCGCUCAAGUACCAGUUCCUGCGAGAGUAUGACGAGGUCAUGAGAAACGAGAGACUGGAUGGUCACUUUCCCGGCAGCCCACCGUACGAAGCAGCUCGAAGGCUGAAUCGUUAUCGACCACAAGAGCAGCGACCCUACUUCCAACACAAGGAGAGAAACGUGAGCGAGAAGGCUUGGUUCUCCUUGCAAGAUGAUGGUUGGUUUUUGGAGAAGGACUGCUGGGAAGAGUCAAGCCGGGACUUUAUUAUCCGGCAUCAUGUGGAACCUCGGGACGAACUAUGCCAUCCCAACAAAGUCAAGGGAGCCCUGAUGCCCAGAAGAUUGAAGUACCGCAACACCUAUAUGAUCAACGACGAGGGCGAGGUGAAGACGUUGCAGGACAAUUGGGUUAGAAAGGGCAAGGCCGCAGCCAAAGUUGGAUACACUUGGACUGGGUUCACUGUGUUCAGCUCCAAGCCGAUAGAUUGCAAGGUUUUUGCUGGAGGCAAACCACGCGGCCAGGGAGAGAUCUUUGAUCAUGAAAUCAAGGAGGAGGACAGGCCGGGGUGGCGUGAAACAGAUCUUCAAGAGUGGUCUAAGGUUGUGGCCACUGGUGCAGUCCGCGUCCUGGAUGUCAAGGAAUCUAGGGAGGUUCGCGCCAAUUUGGCGGCGCAAGGGAAGCUGAACAGAAUAAUGCCAUCGAGGAUGGUGCGCCGCAUGAAGCCAUCCGAACAACCUGGGGAACCGGACGUCAGGAAGUCACGCUGGUGCAUUCGUGGAGAUCGCGAUCCAGACUUGUUGACACUCGAAAGAUUUGCUCCAACGCUAUGCUCGACUACGUUCGGUGUGCUCUUGCAAGCGUGUGCCUCGAUGAAGUACAAAGCAAGUGCCGGCGAUUUAAAAAAUGCGUUUUGUCAGAGCUUGCCGUUGCAGAGGACCGAGGGCAAGCUGUACGCGAUGCAGCCGAAAGGAGGCAUUGCCGGCCUCCACGAAGAACAGAUCAUCGAGAUCGUGGCAGGCUGUUACGGCCUGCCAGACGCCCCACUCCACUGGCGGAAAUCGUUGAAAGAGAGCAUUAUUGCUCUCGGAUACCGCGAAAGUGUUUUGGAUCCGACAGUGUAUCUGUUACAUGCAGAGGGCAAACUGCAGGGGGCAAUUGCUGUAGAAGUAGAUGACCUCUUCAACUUCGGCAGUAGCCUUCACUACCAGAAAAUGGAUGAGCUCAUGACCAAGUACAAGUUCGGCAAGAUGAUCAAGGCACGCCCGGAUUUGAGCAUUAAGAUACGAUCAAUUGAUCCUGAUCGGCUAGCUUGGGGAGUGAUGACCGAUGCAUCAUUCGACAACGCUGGAGAUGGAAGAAGUCAAGGUGCUUUUGGGGUUAUCGCGUUCCACGAGGACCUCCAGAAGGGAUUUAGGGUUCCCUGCUUCUUGAUUACAUGGCGGAGUGGCAGGAUUCAGCGUGUUGUCAACUCGACCUUGGCAGCCGAGACUCAGAGCCUCUCGAAAGGACUCGGAGAACUAUGCUGGAUUAUGUCCGUCUACAACGAGAUCACGGACCCGGAGUUCACGGUUGAGCAGUGGGAAGCCCGUAUGGCUCGCAACAAAGUUCUCGCAAUGGUGUCUGACGAGUGCUCUUCUGAUUUCAAAGAGGCGCUUUGUAUGGUGGACGCCAAAGCGUUGUAUGACCAUCUAUCACGCGAAAGCGUUGGUCCUUCUCAAGAUAAACGCACAGGUCUUGAGAUACAAGUCAUACGCCAAAGUAUGAACUCGAUCCGGGGAAAAGUGAAGUGGGUUCCUCACCCACAAAUGGCCAUCGACCGGCUCACCAAAAAGAACGCCAGCAUGGACUCGUUAUAUCAACUACUUGAUUCCGGCGAAUAUCAAGUCGUCGAGAUGGCGCAGGCUCUCAGGGACAAGAAAGAUGAGCGAGAACGACUUGGCUACAACCGCCGUUAG